UGCCAGGGCUUCAGGGACCAGGAGUACCGUCAGAGGAGACAGUUCUUCGUGGACGUGGCCAUGAGCUACAAGUUCGGACAGCCCAUCCCCCGCAUCGACUACACCCCGGAGGAGGUGAAGACGUGGGGCGUGGUCUUCAGGGAGCUGACCCGGCUGUACCCGACCCACGCCUGCAGGGAGUACCUGAAGAACCUGCCGCUGCUGACCCGGCACUGCGGCUACCGCGAGGACAACGUCCCCCAGCUGGAGGACGUCUCCCGCUUCCUGCGAGAGCGUUCCGGGUUCACGGUCCGUCCCGUGGCGGGGUACCUGUCCCCCAGAGACUUCCUUGCCGGUCUGGCCUACCGGGUCUUCAACUGCACCCAGUACGUCCGCCACAGCACCGACCCGCUGUACACGCCCGAGCCGGACACCUGCCACGAGCUGCUGGGACACGUCCCCCUGCUGGCGGACCCCAAGUUCGCCCAGUUCUCCCAGGAGAUCGGCCUGGCCUCGCUGGGGGCCUCGGACCAGGACGUCCAGAAGCUGGCCACGUGUUAUUUCUUCACCAUAGAGUUUGGACUCUGUAAGCAGGACGGACAGCUGAGAGCCUACGGAGCCGGACUGCUGUCCUCCAUCGGGGAGCUGCAGCAUGCCCUCUCUGGUCAGGCCUGUGUGAAGACGUUCGAUCCGAGGACCACGUGUCUCCAGGAGUGUCUCAUCACGUCCUUCCAGGACGUCUACUUCGUGUCCGAGAGCUUCGAGGAGGCCAAGGAGAAGAUGAGGGAGUUUGCGAGGACCAUCCAGCGGCCCUUCUCGGUCUACUACAACCCGUACACCCAGAGCGUGGACCUGCUGAAGGACACCCGCGGCCUGGAGGACGUGGUGCAGGACCUGCGCAGCGACCUGACCACCGUCUGCGACGCGCUGGGCAAGAUGAACACCUACAUGGGAAUCUAACGCUGCGCUGCCAUUGGG
Messenger RNA from Salarias fasciatus (jewelled blenny), 957 nucleotides. RefSeq names its product tryptophan 5-hydroxylase 2. The record is from RefSeq and is a predicted model, not a curated record. Gene Ontology annotation, biological process: aromatic amino acid metabolic process. Gene Ontology annotation, cellular component: neuron projection. Gene Ontology annotation, molecular function: tryptophan 5-monooxygenase activity; iron ion binding. NCBI's taxonomy places the organism in Eukaryota, Metazoa, Chordata, Actinopteri, Blenniiformes, Blenniidae. The transcript is spliced from 7 exons. The annotation marks the transcript as partial.